UACAACAUUCGUCCAUACCCACGCACCAAACCCCGCUGAAGGGGAAAACCUCCCUGGCCUUCCCCCGCACUUCGCGGGCCAACACACGAGGUACAUGGCUAUAAUUUAUCCCUUUAAGCCCAAACUUUCUGCUGUGAGCACCAAAGUAAUUAUAGGAAUAAUAUGGUUGGUGGCUUUUGGACUCGCCUUCCCGCAGUGCUUUUAUGCUGAGAUCAUGAUUGAUAAUGGAAUGACUAAAUGUAUUGUUGCCUGGCCAGAUGAUGUUGGACGGAAACAUCAACUCACGUAUCACAUCAUAGUGAUUGCCUUGAUUUACCUGCUGCCUUUAAUAGUGAUGUUUGUCGCAUAUAGCAUUAUAGGAAUUACUCUUUGGAGUAGUACAGGCCCCGGAGACCACACUAAUAGAGUCUAUUAUCACCAUCAAGUUACUGCCAAAAAAAAGUUUGUGAGGACCAUGGUCAUUGUGAUAACUUUUGCUGUCUGUUGGUUACCUUAUCACCUCUACUUCAUCCUGGGGAGCUUCAGGGAAGACAUCUAUCAGCAAAAGUAUAUUCAGCAAGUAUAUCUUGCAGUCUUUCUGCUUGCUAUGAGUUCUACGAUGUACAAUCCAAUUAUUUACUGCUGCCUUAACCAAAGGUUUCGUUCUGGCUUCAGAUUAGCUUUCCAAUGGUGCCCAUGUAUAAAAGCAACGGAGGGAGACAAACUUAAACUUAUUUACCCAUCAACUUCACAGCUGAUCCGCAACUAGCCAGCCAAACAAAGCUAAUUGAAAAACAGACACACACUGAAACAAGAAACAGAAGACAUCAUUAACCUGCAUGCAUUUAACACUUGGAUUUUUAUUUUGAUGCUCUGGAAUAUUGUUCAAUAUAUAGUCUCUAAAAGAUAGUGUCGUAGAUUUUAGAAGCCUGGGAUCAAUUCUUAAUUGAUUAUUUUGUACCAUGCUCUGCCAGGUGCCAUCAACAUUGAAAAUAGGAUAAGAGUAGUUGGUAUUUAUCGGUUUCAGAGCUGGGUGGAUUUUUUCAGCCAACCCUUUCCUCCGGCUUCCCAUCAAAAAAUGCAGGUUUGAGUCAAUCAAAACAUAUCACAAAUUUAUGUGGAUUUUGUCAAAUUGUUUGAGCUGAAACAAACAAAAAAUAUGUUGGAAAUGUCUAAGUAGGUUGUUUCAGCAAUAGUGAGACAGAGGGGAUUUAGGCAUCAUUCACAAAAUGGAGAUGAUGGCAGGAGCAAUGGUACCCUUAUACCCAGUAGUUAGGGCACUCACCUGGGAUGUGGGAGAUCCCACGUUUGAAUCCCAGCUCUAGAGAAGGGAUUUGAACCCAGGUCUCUCCCACCAACAUGUGAGUAGCUACCAGGCUCUACAAUCAUUCUCUUGUGUUCUCUCUCUCAUUCUGUCUGGCUAGUCAAGUAUUUCAUACAAAGUGGGCAACCAGUUGCCUGGUGUUUAGCUGAGAGAAAGCAAACCUGGGUUCAAGUCCCUGUUCCAGAGUAGGGAUUCAAACCUGGUUCCCUAGGUAAGUGCCCUAGCCACCUCCUCCUCUCUUCUGUGACUCUAGCCCCUCACUUUCUUUGCCUUUAUCCAAAUUAAAUAAAUAAAUUGGUUAAAAUGCCUGAAAUCAAAACAAAAAUUUCAUUUUGUGUCAAAUAAAACAUCUCCUUUGCUCCAAAACAAUUUUUCUGAAUUUCUCCAUACACCAAAAAUUCUAAAAAAAUUCAGUCUUGGUUUGACCUAAACUGAAUUUGGUUUUGAUAUUUUUAAACUUCCAGUGUUACUGAAAAAUCAAUUAUUCACACAACUCUACUUGCACCAUGAUACGGCGCCCGUAAGCUGUACAGACACGUAUUUUCCAAAUACCAUCUUCGACUUAAGAAUUUCAUAUCAGCCCAUCCCAGGAUUGAAAAUCAUAAUAGGGAAGAAUUCAAUUAAAAAAAAUAGAAAUAAAUAAAUUGGGUUAACAAAAGGGUUAAAUAAAAAAGUCCUGAUGGAAAUGUCCUUUCUUUUUCUGUUCUUUAAGAAACUUUUCUAUGGAAAAUAACCAACCUACAGCUAUAGGUCCCAGUUCCACAAUCAGAUCCAUUCAACUGUACUCUCACUCACACAGAUCAGGAGUACACCCACACAGAUGAGAUUACAGGAUUGGGCCAUAGGACAUAUUUAUAACUAAGACAA
Messenger RNA from Mauremys reevesii (Reeves's turtle), 2170 nucleotides. It is a transcript of the gene TACR2, whose product is annotated as tachykinin receptor 2. Gene Ontology annotation, molecular function: substance K receptor activity. Lineage: Eukaryota; Metazoa; Chordata; Testudines; Geoemydidae. Gene Ontology annotation, cellular component: plasma membrane; sperm midpiece. Gene Ontology annotation, biological process: positive regulation of flagellated sperm motility; G protein-coupled receptor signaling pathway. The transcript has 5 exons. The coding region runs from base 95 to 748 and encodes 217 amino acids. The record is from RefSeq and is a predicted model, not a curated record.